AGUGCGUUCGGUCGUGCCUGCGAUACUAAGACAGCGCAUCGUCGUUUUUGAAAGCAGAGAACACAAACGGAUAAAACCACUGGUGCGCGCGCGAAAGUAUCGCGGUCAUCGGCACACAUUUCGUGAUCGGAGCCGCGGAGGCGUUCCGAAUAACAAAGCGCGCGACCGCGAAGGAGUAGAGACUUUUAUCAGUGCCGGGACAGGCGUUAACGGGAUAUUGUUGCGAUAUAGCUGGAGGAUAAUAAUAUCAUGAGCGAACCCAAGGCAGAUGAUUGUCAUCGUCUUGAGCUGUAUUCCGAAGCCACGAGGUUAGAAAGCAGACAACUUACCGGCUGCCACAGCCGCUGCUGCUGACUCACGUGUGUGCGUGUGUGCAUAAAGUGUCCAGUGAUAGUUUUCUGUGCGGUGCAGAUCCGGCUAAUUUUUUGUCUUCUUCGUACACUGCUGCUUUUGCACGCCAACGGAUAUGCUCAAGAUACGAAUGCUCGACUACAUCGGCGACACCGGGAGGCAACAGCUCGAGCAGUCUGUCUACUGCGAGGCGGACUCGACACGCAGGAGUCCAGGCGAGGAUCGCCACGAUGCCAGAGGCACGGACAAGCUCAAGGGCCCGACGCAGGAUCUGUUCGAGCUGCUCGAGCGGGUGCAGAGUUCGCGGCUGGACGACCAACGCUGCGUGCUUCCUCCCUACUUUAGUCAGACUUCACGAGAUGAGCGAGUGACAACGAGCGCAAGUCCGAAUUCGCAGCCGAGCGGCAGCCCGACGCCGGUGCCGUCGCCAGUGGGCGAAGCGCCGAUGGGCCGCGCCCUCAUGGAAGCGGCACUCCAGCAAUCGGCAGCCACAGCAAUACCGCCGCCGAUGGUCGUGACGCCCGCCGGCUAUUGGCUGGACGGCACCGAGCACAGGCACGCACUGGACGCGGCCGGCAGGGCGCUGCUGCCCGCGCAGCCCGCUUGGCAGCCGCGCAUCGAUCAGGACGACACUGCGAAGUGUUACAGGCGGUUCUUCGUCGGCAGGGAGCACUUGAACCUCGUUGGAAGAGAUUCGGAUAACGGGCCGGUGCUGGUGUCGGUCAAAGCAGAAACAGUCGCCGGCCAAGAGCACUGGAGGGUAUUAUUGCGAUUGCGUGUCGGCUCGACGCACGAACUUGUGCCUGCUGCCGUACUCGGACCUAAUCCUUCACCUGCGAAAAUGGUCAAGGCGAUAAACGAGGGACUGCAGGUGAGCACGCUGAUGCCAGUGGUGUGCUCGGGCGCCGGCACGCUGAUAGCUCGUUACGACGAGCACGCCCUGGUGUCGCGCUACAAGUUCGGGGUGCUGCACCAGCGAGCGCGACAGGUGACCGAGGAGCAACUGUUCGGCAACCGCCAGAUAACGCCGGCCUUCCAAGAGUUUCUCGAUUUGCUUGGACAGAGGAUCGACCUGAAGGAUCACAAAGGAUACCGAGGUGGCCUGGACACUCGACAUGGCCAAACGGGCGACACAGCGGUUUACGAAGUGUUCCGUGGCCGCGAAGUGUUGUUCCACGUUGCUUCGAUGUUACCCUUCAGCCCGGGCGACGCCCAACAAUUACAACGCAAACGACACAUUGGCAACGACAUCGUGGCUAUAAUAUUCCAAGAGGAACCGACGCCGUUCAGUCCCGACAUGAUUGCCAGUCAUUUCUUGCACGCUUUCAUCGUCGUGCAGGUCGUCGAUCCAUGCACACCCAACACCAGGUACAAGGUGAGCAUAACAGCUCGAGAUGACGUUCCAUGGUUUGGCCCAACACUGCCAACACCCGCAGUAUUUUUACGAGGAGUCGAGUUCAAAGAGUUUCUACUAACGAAACUCGUCAACGCGGAGAACGCUGCUUACAAAGCCGAAAAGUUCUCCAAACUGGAGUUAAGAACGCGAUCAGCUCUGUUGGAAUCGUUAACGGAAGAGUUACAAACAAAGACAGCGGAAUUCCUAGGUGCGACAGCAGGGAAUCUCAGCUCGUUCUUAGGCAAUUGCCCGGUCAGUCCGACCUCGAAUGACGUAUCCGGCACAGCAUCUGGUGGCAGUGGCUCGCGAUUCAUCGACACUGUGAGAAAAGCAUUGAUCUCGCGAGUGAGAAACGCGUCGACGGAAAGUGUACCACAGCAGUUGUCGAAGAAAGCACAGAGUUUGGAACCAAGCCCACCUAGUAACAGACAGUCGACAAGUAAAUUGGCCAGUGGCAAGAGAAGUGUGGAACCGUCCAGUCCACUGGGAUCGCCAGACUUGACCCUCAGGAGGGACUCAGAUCGAAAGAGUCCGAGUCUAGGCAGUCAAGACAGCAGUUUAUCCAAUACGGAAAACCAAGACAACAGUAGCCUAACAACAGUGCAGCACGAGGACGACAAACGGGAGACGAGCUCGUUAAACGGUUUACCAAGUGACAGUAACACGACAGUAGUUGAAAAAUGCGGUAGUAGUAGUAACGUAAUUCUUGUGGGUUCGUCAUCGUCGUCGACGUCGAGUUUCCAAAGGCUGACCCACGAGAAUCUACGUAGACGGGAAGAACGGGCUGCGGCGGCGGCAGCAGCUGCAGCUUGUUUAGAGAAGCCAGAAUCUCAACAGAGGGUUAUUUCCGAGAGUGACGACAGUUCGCUCAACAGUGAACUGGAGCUCGAUCAGGCGGUUUAUCCCGACAGCGAUACGGGACUGGAGAGUAUGAGUUCGGCCGAAACUCACGAAGCAAGGUGUGCUGCCAAGGACAACGCUGGAGCAGCUACAGAAACGGAGAGUCUCAGGCAAGAAGUUACGAGACUCAAGUGCGACAAGCUGGACUUGUUGAGGCAGAAUGUGACGUGUCAACGAGACAUCAAGCGUUUACGGGAGAAGGAGUUGCAACUACAGAGCGAUCUCGCGGCAGCAUCAAAGGAAAUUCUUCGACUGAGGACGAUGUUGAAAGAGUGCUCGACCAGUAUCACUUUGGAAAAUAACAAUCAGCAGGCGUCGACGGUCUGAGAGAAACAAUCGAUUGUCACGCCAGAAUUGGACAAAGGAAAAUGAUUAAAUUCUACCGUGAGAGAGAGAGCGUCUUCACGGAAGAGAGUUUCGACGUCGAUGAGAAGCAAGCGAAAAAAUAAUGACAAAAAAAAACACAAAUUCUUCUGUCGUGCUUCACCUCUUCGUCUUUUCGUUGUCGAUGUCACCUAUUUGUUUUCCGAGGCGAGAAACAGAAGAAAAUAAACGAUCGGUACAAAUACAUAGAGACAGGCGCCUAUUAUAUGUUUUCUAUAUAAGAUAGGAAAAAGGAAGAGAGUAAAAAAUUUAUCUUUCUGGACGCGCAUCGAUAAUAGCAUAUGCAUAGCCGUGUAUAUGUGUUAAAACCUGUAAACCUGACUGUGAGAGUACUUGUGCAAGUUGUAUUUGGAAAGUAUUUAAUUAAGAUACUAAUUUAUUUGUAGAUCGUAAGAGACAAAUCUCUCUUCGUAGUCAAUGUAUAGAGAGCAGAGCAAGAAAACAAAAAGAAAAAAUGAGAGAAAAAUGUAAAUUAAUUUUAACUUUUACGAGAGCGUGAAGCUUCAUGAUAUGCCACGUCGCUAUCGUUGAGUGUGUAGAUGGUGAGACAAACAAACAAAAUAACAACAUUUUUAGAUUGUAGAAGAAAAUCGUUUAACGUUACUUAAGAUUCUAAGUAGCGAAAGCGAGCACAUCUUUAUCCAUAUUAUUAUUAUUAUUAUUAUUGCUAUUAUCAUCAUCAUCAUUAUCAUUAUCAUUAUCAUUAUUAUUAUUAUUAUUAUUAUUAUUAUUAUUAUUAUUAUUAUUAUAUUAUUAUUAUUAUUAUUAUUAUUAUUAUUUUGUAAGUAUUAGUUGAAUCGUGUUACCUAACUUUCUUUUUCGAUUAUUAAAUGUUUUUUUCUUUCACUGUUGCACAAAUCUUUUCGAUUUUUGCCGGCUUAUAGAGAGUACAUUAUAUAUGUAUAUUAUUAAUUUUUUCCGUAAAAGGAAUUCGAUACAGUGUGUGUUAAAAUGUGUACCUUGCGACGUUUGGCGAAACCAUCGCUGAUUGGCUCUACCAAAAUCAUAUAGCACAUAAUUUUAACGACUCUUUUUGUAUGUUCUUUCUUAACAGAGACUGCUUCCAAAAUUGGUUGGUAAUAAUUACAUUUUUAUAUAAUUUGUAUCUAAUUCCUAAUUUUUAAUCGAUUUUUUUUUCUACUAAGCGGAAACGGUUGGCAUCGACUUUAACGUUGAAUGUUAUAUGUACUACUAUUAUAAAGGCAGAACAGUUUCUCGAGAAGAAUUCAAAAAUGUUCUGAAUUUCGAUACUACUUACAUGCCAAGCACUGUUGCAUACAAAAUAGUUGUUUUUCUACAGGUUAUUAUUUUUGUUCAUUACUUUUUACUAUCCGCAUUUUUUACUAUUAAUAAUAGUUCUUUUUCUCUUAACGCCUACUUUAAUUUACUAGUAUUUUCAUAUACGUAAAUACGUUUUUUCUUUGUGUGUAAAUAUUCAUGAGGCACCAAACCGAAUCUAGUAUCGAUCGCUAACCCACGCAUAACAAAUACCAAAGUUUAUCUCAAUAAGAUAUUGCUCUUUAUAUUUCUACAUUCCUACUUUUCUUUAUACUUCAAACUGUACAAUGUUCUCGGCGCACAAGCGACAGCGUACAAUAAAACAAUUGGUGGUAAUUGCCUAAAAUGUUGUAAUUUGUAUAUCAACUGGACGCAAACUGACGUGCAAAAUGAUAAUUUUUUGUACGUAUUUUUUUCUGUUUACGAAAGUAACGAAAAAACAAAAACACCAUUUUCCUAUUCGCCACUGCCUAUGCAUUGUACCAUUUAUGAGGACGUCGACGCUAUAUAUAUUUUGUACAGAUUUGUAAAUGUCUAUUUUGUGGUUCGUUAACAAAAAAAACUUGUUCAUUUAACAAAAUUUAAUGUAUGUUUUUGUUGAAGAAAUUACAAAAAAAUAAAGUAAUGAUGGAAGUGCUAAGAUCAAAAGAAGAAAAAGUAAGAAUCUUUAUUUUUCUCUCGUUAUAAUGAAAAAAAUGCGUUCGAACAACGCCGCUAAUGGUUAACAAGACUCGGAACAGUAUGAGACCCGUUAUUUUUAUUACGAAGUUGUAAAUAAUUAUGCAGAGGGAGAAAGUGAGAGAGAAAGAAAGAAAGAAUUAAAGAAAAAUCGUGCGCUUCGCUGUCUAAUGUCUUGUUACCAGUUACAGCGGUCUCUACGUCUAGGAACAAAUCAUAAAAGAAAAUGUCUAUGUAUAGUAAACUAAGCUUACCAAUUCUAGUGUGAUUUCUACGUUGGCCUUGAAAAAUCAAAGAUAAAAAAAAUUAUGAUCUAUUUAAAAGAAAAAAAAAACAAACUGGAGAGGAGAGAAAUAAAGAGAAAGAAAUGUACGUUAUUAUAUUGGGAAAGAGACAGAUUAUAACUAUAUAUACACAUAUAUAGUAUAAAUAAAUAUAUAUUUUAUAUUUAAAUAUUAUAGAACUAUAAAAUGAAUCUAUAGUGACCGGUACUCCGACAUCCUCUCUAACACUGACUUGGAAAAUAGGAUGCUCUCAAAUCUGGUAAUAAGUGUUUGUACUUUUUGUUCUCCGUUCAUUGCACCACUCUCCUGACGAGAAAAACAGUAAUAAUGUUCGUCAAUAAAA
This is a messenger RNA of Phymastichus coffea, 5614 nucleotides long. RefSeq names its product rap1 GTPase-activating protein 1-like. The transcript is spliced from 11 exons. NCBI's taxonomy places the organism in Eukaryota, Metazoa, Arthropoda, Insecta, Hymenoptera, Eulophidae. The record is from RefSeq and is a predicted model, not a curated record. The coding region runs from base 467 to 2974 and encodes 835 amino acids. Gene Ontology annotation, molecular function: GTPase activator activity; protein binding. Gene Ontology annotation, biological process: regulation of small GTPase mediated signal transduction; activation of GTPase activity. Gene Ontology annotation, cellular component: cytoplasm.